AUGCCUCCUCCGAUUCUGGCUUCGCAUCCCUAUUCUUCCGCUCUGGGUCCGAUAACCCCCGCCUUCCACCUCUACUCGCAAGAGGACGGCUCGACUGCGUGCUCCAAGAAGCAAUUGCCCCCGACUAUCCCGCACACCUCUGAUCACCAUUGGACUGCUCCCUUCAGGGACGGUCUUCCUACUCCACCGAGCGACAUGACGGGCGUGGCCUACAACGCAAUUCCAUAUUCCAACUAUGGAGGGAAGCUGGACGGGAUGUCUCUUCAUCCCUACUCCAAGGCUCCCAGCAACUCUCGCCCGACUUUCGACCACUCGUCCGCCAUAAUUCCGUCUUCCAAAUCCCAGAGCCAUGCUCCUGUGAAGGAAGCUCCCGCUUCGGAGCCCAGCCAGAAAAAGCCUUCCAGCUCGGUGGGCUCUCGACUGCAGAUUCCUACGUCUAUCAAUAACAGCAAGGGUAACUUGGCGGAAUUUGCUGCGCAGAUGACAUGUCUGUUUUGGUUCGAAAGUACCGCCAAGUUAAAGGCGAUUGAAGAACGCUUGAAUCCUACAUCUCACCUCGUCCCCGAAGCGAUGCCCGCACCCGGUUUCCAGAAAUGGGUUUCCUCCAUUCUCGCCACGACCCAAGUGAGCCAGAAUGUGAUUUUGUUGGCUCUCAUGUUCGUCUACAGAUUGAAGAAGUUUAAUCCGGGAGUGAGAGGGAAGAAAGGCAGCGAGUUCCGAUUGAUGACGAUUGCUCUGAUGCUCGGAAACAAAUUUCUCGACGAUAACACAUACACCAACAAGACAUGGGCCGAAGUCUCGGGGAUCUCGGUGCAGGAAAUACACAUUAUGGAGGUGGAAUUUCUCAGCAAUAUUCGAUACAACCUCUUCGCGUCCAAGGAGAACUGGGCCGAAUGGCAUGUCAAGUUGGGACUUUUCGCCGACUUCUUCACCCGGGCGUCCCAGGUUCCAGAGGAGAAGGAUCUGAGUCCGACAACUCCGGUGCUUCGCAUCUCGCCGAGUCUAGGACCUGCUCCUCGGAUGCAGUCGUCGUCUCUUUCCAAACUACCUUCACCUCCGGCUUCCGAGUCUCUCCGUCCUCAACCGUGGAAUUUGCCUUUCAAUGGCUCGACUUACACAGCUCCCCCACAGCUUGGCAAUGAAAUACCCCCAGUUGCUUCACGGAAGAGAAGUCGCGAUGAACAAACUGAGGAGCACCCGGCCAAGAGGAUUGCAUUGCCAAAUGGUAUUCCCACUCCGGCCUCGACGCUUCCGCCGUCUUCUGGUCUUCCCAGCAUCCCAGCUUUGCCUCCAGUCUUGACUCCCACCUCUGCUCCCUCUCACGCUUCGAUGCCAGGCUCUCUUUCACGCCUUCCUCGCCCCAACUUCCCUACCUCUACCAACACCCUGGCCCCGACCAUCCCAACUCCUGUCCCUCAUCUCCCUUCUGCUGGACGUGCUAUGUCGUCUGCCUACAACCCUUCCACGAACUGGGCUCAACAGUUGCCACCUUCCGCUCCGGUCCCACCCCUCUCGGCCGGUCUCUACAACAACUCAAUGUCUCUGCCUGAUCCCGUGAGACACCACAGCCCUUACGGAGUAUCUUCGGCAACCGUCUCGCCGGCUGCAUCCGCAUACUCCGUUCACACACCUCAGACGCACCUUUCGCCGUCUUUCUUCCUGGCGAACCGGAACUCGCCAUACCGGCCUGUCCGAACCGUCAACACUCUGCUCAUCCCUCCUCCGUCGACUUCUCUCCAGCAGCAGCGAAGUGUUCCCUUUGACCACAUGCACUAUCAGCCAUUGGGCAAGACUGCUGCAGAGCGCAAGACUGGCCUGCUGCCAUAUCUCCACCAGGACUCUUGGCAACAAGGACCAUUUGUCCAGCCCUUCUACCAGUCUACUCAGAACUAUUCGGGUUGA
This is a messenger RNA of Aspergillus wentii DTO 134E9, 1902 nucleotides long. Its product is annotated as putative mucin. Gene Ontology annotation, biological process: regulation of cyclin-dependent protein serine/threonine kinase activity. The record is from RefSeq and is a predicted model, not a curated record. NCBI's taxonomy places the organism in Eukaryota, Fungi, Ascomycota, Eurotiomycetes, Eurotiales, Aspergillaceae. Gene Ontology annotation, cellular component: nucleus; cyclin-dependent protein kinase holoenzyme complex. The coding region runs from base 1 to 1902 and encodes 633 amino acids. The transcript has 2 exons. Gene Ontology annotation, molecular function: protein kinase binding; cyclin-dependent protein serine/threonine kinase regulator activity.